Gossypium raimondii (Peruvian cotton) is the source of this 3416-nucleotide messenger RNA. Its product is annotated as B3 domain-containing protein Os07g0563300. The coding region runs from base 260 to 2947 and encodes 895 amino acids. The record is from RefSeq and is a predicted model, not a curated record. Gene Ontology annotation, molecular function: zinc ion binding; DNA binding. NCBI's taxonomy places the organism in Eukaryota, Viridiplantae, Streptophyta, Magnoliopsida, Malvales, Malvaceae. The transcript has 14 exons.
UUCUCUGAUUUUUAUCUCUCUCUCUCACUUAAAUUUUACUCUUCCUCUCUCUAAAAUCCCCUUCUUUUAACCCCUUUCCUUUCUCUUUUGUUUCUCAUGAUUAUGCAGAUCAGCUUCUAACCAUCCGUUUUUUUACGGUUUUUUGUUCAAGUUUUUCUUCUUAUUUUUUCGGUGGUUUUUCAUGAAGAUAAGAAGCUUUAGAAUCCAAGUGUGCGGGUUUUUGAAAUUUUGAAAGGAAAAAAAAGAAGGUAAUAAUAAGAUGACGUCAACUCCGGGAGCAGCUUCGUCUUCAAAGAUUUGCUUCAAUUCGGACUGCAAGGACUUGAAAUCGGAAAUACCGAGGAAAGGCUGGCGGUUGCGAACGGGAGAGUUCGCUGAGCUCUGUGAUCGAUGCGCUUUUGCUUUUGAGGAGGGAAGAUUUUGUGAUACUUUUCACUUGAAUGCUUCUGGUUGGAGGACCUGUGAGUCAUGUGGGAAGCGGGUUCAUUGCGGAUGCAUUGUUUCAGUUCAUGCGUUUACUUUGUUGGAUGCUGGAGGAAUAGAAUGCGUAGCGUGUGCGAGGAAAAAUGUUGUUAUGGGAUCAAGUUCUUCCUGGUCACCAUCUUUGAUUUUCCAUUCAUCUUUGUCUGAGAGAUUUAAAGAGUAUUCUGCUAAAGGCUGGACUCAGUUAGCUGGUUCGGGCCCUGUACCUUGGCGGCAAGCACCGAGUUUGUUCAAUUCUCCAGUUACCCAGCCUGAGUUGCCCUCUAGAGUGCCCUAUGAAGUUGACUUAUCCACUGGCAUUGACAGAUUAAAUGUCUGCGACAGAUUAUCCACUCCUUCCCUGGAAAAGAAGAAAGUCGAGGACUUCUCUGAAAGGUUAAUGAAUGGAACCUUGAAGCCUGGAACUCGGGAUAUACAUGAGAAGGGAAAUGCAGGUUCAGAAAAUUUUCCUUGUAUCAAUCAUGGAAUCAAUUGCGAGGAACAGCGUAGUCCAUGUUUGACUAAAUUUCAGUCUUCUCUAAAGGAGGAACCUAAUCCACAAUUUGGUUUAGCUGUACCUUAUACAUCUCCAGAUGAAGCAAAUGGUCAAAAUGGGGUUUCUGGCACUCAUUUGCGACCAAACCCUCAACCUCCACUUGCCAAGCAAUUUCAUAGUAAUCUUCAAAAUGGGACUGACUCGUCAGGUGAAACUCAGAUUCGAAAUGGGAGGCCUCGACCAGAUGGCCGUGGAAAAAACAAUUUAUUUCCUCGUUAUUGGCCUAGGUUUACUGACCAAGACCUGCAGCAAAUAACUGGAGAUUCAAAUUCUGUAAUCACUCCUUUGUUUGAGAAAAUGUUGAGUGCUAGUGAUGCUGGGCGAAUUGGACGUCUGGUGCUACCAAAAAAAUGUGCGGAGGCUCAUUUCCCGCCGAUAUCUCAGCCAGAAGGUUUACCUCUUAAAGUCCAGGAUUCAAAAGGAAAGGAAUGGAUAUUUCAAUUCCGCUUCUGGCCCAACAACAAUAGCAGAAUGUAUGUUUUAGAGGGGGUUACUCCUUGCAUACAGAACAUGCAAGUGCAAGCGGGUGACGUAGUCACAUUUAGUCGGUUAGAGCCUGGAGGGAAGUUGGUCAUGGGUUUCAGAAAGGCUUCAACUGCUUCAGCAUCCGAUCAGGACAAUGAAGCCAAAAAUAGCAAUGGACUUUCUAUGCAUGGAGAUGCUGAAAUGGCAGAUCCUACCUCAUGGUCAAAAGUUGAUAAGUCAGGGUACAUAGCAAAGGAAGCAUUAGGAGCCAAAGUUGCAGUUUCCAGAAAGAGGAAGAAUAGCAUGCUAGGUUCAAAGAGUAAGCGCCUAAGAAUUGAUAAUGAAGACCUUAUAGAGCUGAAACUAACAUGGGAAGAAGCUCAAGGGCUGCUACGUCCACCUCCUAAUCAUGUAGCUAGUGUUGUAGUCAUUGAAGGUUUUGAGUUUGAAGAAUACGGGGAUGCACCGAUUCUUGGGAAGCCAACAAUAUUUGCUACUGAUAAUAUGGGGGAAAAGAUUCAAUGGGCUCAAUGCGAAGAUUGUUUUAAGUGGCGUAGAUUGCCUUCCAAUGUUCUUCUUCCUUCCAAAUGGACCUGUUCCAGUAACUCAUGGGAUCCAGAAAGAUCUUCUUGUUCAGCCAUUCAAGAAUUGACUGCCGAACAGCUGGAAAAUCUGCUUCCACAAUGUAAUCCAGCUGCUUCAAAGAAAAUGAAGGCUGCUAAACAGGAAAUGGAAAACGUUGAUGCUUUAGAGGGGCUCGACACCCUUGCGAACUUAGCUAUCUUGGGAGAGGGUGAGUCUCUCCCUACUUCAUCUCAGGCCACCACAAAGCACCCCCGACACAGACCUGGCUGCUCGUGCAUCGUAUGCAUUCAGCCCCCGAGUGGGAAAGGCCCCAAACACAAGCAGACAUGUACUUGUAAUGUCUGUGAAACAGUCAAGAGACGCUUCCGCACCCUCAUGAUGCGGCGUGAGAAGAAACAGUCACAAAAAGAAGCUGAAACCACUAGCAAGAAGCAGCAAACUUCGUUGCCUGAUAAAGUACCAGAUGAUGACCCUCCGCCUUGCACUAAUGCAGAAAAUAGCAGUCCAAAGCCGAUAAAGAUUGCCAGCGAGGGUUCAGAAGAUGAUCCUAAUAGAGUAAAAUCCUCAAUUUCACCCUUUAAAGGCCAAAUUGACUUGAACAUCCAGCCAGAGCGGGAAGAAGAGUUGUCACCUGGUUCUGAUUCUGGCAGCAUGAUGAGAUUGCUUCAAGAUGCUACAGACAAACACCUUAGACAGCAAAGCACGUUGACCUCAGGUGGUAACAGUAAUUCAGAAGUCAGCCAGACACAACCUGGUGGUGGCCCAGAAGGAGAAAAAAUUAGCAACAGUGUCAACCUCGGAGCCAGUCAUCAAGAUAUUGACAGGGACCAUCCAGUUUUCUCCAUUAAAACAUCUGCACCCACGUCAGCCACUGGUUAAGAUCAAUGCAUUAAGUUGCAUUUGACCAUUAUCAAGGAAUGAACUAUCGAUGGUGGUACAGUUUUUGGUUUCACACAUCUGCAUCGGCAUUGUUCAUUACAGACUGUACAUAAAAGAAGAGAGGUAUAAGAAACUAAUGUCCUCUCUAUAUUGAGGCUGACGCUAAGGUAGUUCAUUUCAGGAGCUCUCCUCUGCUACAGGUCUAGAAGAAUUUUGAAGAUGUAAAUCAAGUGCGUGCCAAUGAAUUGCAUUGCAUUCUGGUGGAUUUCAUAUUGUUUUGUUGUCUUGGCUUGCCUACCAUAUUUCAUGCUUGAAAAAAUGUGCGUAGGAGUAACGGAGUUUGGAGUGUAAUCUUCGAAACCUCCAAUGAUUUGAUGGCGGAGGAUUGCUAUUUGCUAGUGAACUGAAAAUUAUGUAGGUUUGAUUUUUGAAACAGUCAAGAAUUCUGGAAAGGCUAAAUCUUUGACCA